Messenger RNA from Leishmania braziliensis MHOM/BR/75/M2904, 2565 nucleotides. RefSeq lists its product as hypothetical. The coding region runs from base 1 to 2565 and encodes 854 amino acids. The record is from RefSeq and is a predicted model, not a curated record. The transcript has a single exon. NCBI's taxonomy places the organism in Eukaryota, Euglenozoa, Kinetoplastea, Trypanosomatida, Trypanosomatidae.
AUGCCGGUAAAACAAAAUUUUAACACCGCACCUCUCACAGUUGAAAAGUGGGAAUGCGGACCAAAAAAACUAAACUAUUUAUAUUCAGAGGAAGAACUUUCCUCACCCAGAGAGCGGGCGAACAGCCAACACCGUAAACGUAAUGUUAAUGUGGAAACAGGAUCCACAACAAACGGACAGCGCAGCCACGCUGUAAUUCAGAAAUACGCUGAUGUCGUCAUAAACGGCGUAUUUCAAGGUCACGGUGAUCGUGACUUUUAUUUAAAAAACAAAAACGACAAGGAACACGGCGGAAUGCCGUUAAAACAAGUCUUUAACACCGCAUCUCCCACAGUUCAAAAGUUGGGAAGCGGACCAAAAAAUGCUAAUUAUUUAUAUUCCGAGGAAGAACUUUCCUCACCCAGAAAACGGGCCAGAAGCCAACAAGAUAACGAUAACUUAAACGUGGAAACAAAAUCCACAACAAACGGAGAGCGCAGCCACGCUGUAAUUCAGAAAUACGCUGAUGUCGUCAUAAACGGCGUAUUUCGAGGUCACGGUGAUCGUGACUUUUAUUUAAAAAACAAAAACGAUAAGGAACACGGCGGAAUGCCGUUAAAACAAGUUUUUAACACCGCACCUCCCACGGUUGAAAAGUUGGGAAGCGUGCCAAAAAAAUUUAAUUAUUUAUAUUCCGAGGAAGAACUUUCCUCACCCAGAGAGCGGGCUGACAGCCAACACCUUAAACGUAAUGUAAAUGUGGAAACAGGAUCCACAACAAACGGACAGCGCAGCCACGCUGUAAUUCCGAAAUACGCUGAUGUCGUCAUAAACGGCGUAUUUCGAGGUCACGGUGAUCGUGACUUUUAUUUAAAAAACAAAAACGAUAAGGAACACGGCGGAAUGCCGGUAAAAAAAGUUUUUAACACCGCACCUCCCACGGUUGAAAAGUUGGGAAGCGUGCCAAAAAAAUUUAAUUAUUUAUAUUCCGAGGAAGAACUUUCCUCACCCAGAGAGCGGGCUAACAGCCAACACCUUAAACGUAAUGUAAAUGUGGAAACAGGAUCCACAACAAACGGACAGCGCAGCCACGCUGUAAUUCCGAAAUACGCUGAUGUCGUCAUAAACGGCGUAUUUCGAGGUCACGGUGAUCGUGACUUUUAUUUAAAAAACAAAAACGAUAAGGAACACGGCGGAAUGCCGUUAAAAAAAGUUUUUAACACCGCACCUCUCACGGUUGAAAAGUUGGGAAGCGGACCUAAAAAGUCUAAUUAUUUAUAUUCCGAGGAAGAAUAUUCCUCACCCAGAAAACGGGCCAGAAGCCAACAAGAUAACGAUAACUUAAACGUGGAAACAAAAUCCACAACAAACGGACAGCGCAGCCACGCUGUAAAUCAGAAAUACGCUGAUGUCGUCAUAAACGGCGUAUUUCGAGGUCACGGUGAUCGUGACUUUUAUUUAAAAAACAAAAACGAUAAGGAACACGGCGGAAUGCCGGUAAAAAAAGUUUUUAACACCGCACCUCCCACGGUUGAAAAGUUGGGAAGCGUGCCAAAAAAAUUUAAUUAUUUAUAUUCCGAGGAAGAACUUUCCUCACCCAGAGAGCGGGCUGACAGCCAACACCUUAAACGUAAUGUAAAUGUGGAAACAGGAUCCACAACAAACGGACAGCGCAGCCACGCUGUAAUUCCGAAAUACGCUGAUGUCGUCAUAAACGGCGUAUUUCGAGGUCACGGUGAUCGUGACUUUUAUUUAAAAAACAAAAACGAUAAGGAACACGGCGGAAUGCCGGUAAAAAAAGUUCUUAACACCGCACCUCCCACGGUUGAAAAGUUGGGAAGCGGACCUAAAAAUGCUAAUUAUUUAUUUUCCGAGGAAGAACUUUCCUCACCCAGAGAGCGGGCUAACAGCCAACACCGUAAACGUAAUGUUAAUGUGGAAACAGGAUCCACAACAAACGGACAGCGCAGCCACGCUGUAAAUCAGAAAUACGCUGAUGUCGUCAGAAACGGCGUAUUUCGAGGUCACGGUGAUCGUGACUUUUAUUUAAAAAACAAAAACGAUAAGGAACACGGCGGAAUGCCGGUAAAAAAAGUUUUUAACACCGCACCUCCCACGGUUGAAAAGUUGGGAAGCGUGCCAAAAAAAUUUAAUUAUUUAUAUUCCGAGGAAGAACUUUCCUCACCCAGAGAGCGGGCUGACAGCCAACACCUUAAACGUAAUGUAAAUGUGGAAACAGGAUCCACAACAAACGGACAGCGCAGCCACGCUGUAAUUCAGAAAUACGCUGAUGUCGUCAGAAACGGCGUAUUUCGAGGUCACGGUGAUCGUGACUUUUAUUUAAAAAACAAAAACGAUAAGGAACACGGCGGAAUGCCGGUAAAAAAAGUUUUUAACACCGCACCUCCCACAGUUGAAAAGUUGGGAAGCGGACCUAAAAAUGCUAAUUAUUUAUUUUCCGAGGAAGAACUUUCCUCACCCAGAGAGCGGGCUAACAGCCAACACCGUAAACGUAAUGUAAAUGUGGAAAUCAGGAUCCACAACAAACGGACAGCGCAGCCACGCUGUAAUUCAGAAAUACGCUGA